UGCAGACCUCGGGUUAACUGGAAAAAAAAGGUGUUCCUAGUGGACUAGCUUCCUGGUUUUGCUUUGUGAUCAUGACCCAUAAACCAUCGAAGGGCCCUCGUCUGGGCGUUCGGCAUUUGCAGUCGUUCCUGCUCUUUCUGGGCCUGACCGUAAUGCACAUAGCCCGACUGAAUGUCAGUGUAGCCAUAGUGGCCAUGACCAACGCGGCGACCACGAAUCCCAAUUUUCCGGAAUUCGAAUGGUCGGAGAAACAGAAGUCGUAUAUACUCUCCAGUUUUUACUGGGGCUACAUCCUGACCCUUUGUCCUGGCAGUUUCCUGUGUCGUCGCUACGGCGCCAAAGUGGUCCUUUUUGUGGCCAGUUGUGGCACGGCCGUGUUCAGCCUGAUGACGCCCUGGUGCCUCACCUGGGGAGGAUGGCAAGUGUUUUGUGCGAUCCGCAUCCUUCAGGGCUUAUUCCAGGGAGUGAUCUUCCCCUGCGUCACGGAGCACUUGGCCAUGUGGUCACCGCCGGAGGAGAGGAAUCGCCUGGGCGCCUUCAGCUACACGGGCACGGAUUGCGGCACUGUGUUGGCCAUGUUCAUUAGUGGCAUGAUUGCCAAGGGAGCGAUGGGCUGGCCGGGUAUAUCCUAUGUGUCCGGAUCUCUCUGCGCCGCCUGGUGCUUCCUCUGGCUGAUAUUCGCCUCCAACAAUGCCACUGAAUCCCGGUUCGUUGGCGAAGCCGAGUGCAAGUACAUCGAGUCCUCGCUGGAGCACAAUGAGGAUUUCCACGAACGCACGAUACCCAUUCCCUGGAAGGCCAUCUGGACUUCGGUGCCCUUCCUGGCCCUUCUGGUGACCCGCUGUGCGGAAACCUAUGGACUGAGCACACUCCAGGCGGAAAUACCCUCCUACAUGAACGGAGUGCUCAACAUGGAGAUCCAGAGCAACGCGGUGUUCUCAUCGCUACCCUUUUUGGCCAUGUGGCUGCUGUCCUACGUCUAUCUGAUUGCUGCCGAUGUGCUGCUCAAGAAGAAGAUCCUGUCCUUGACUGCCGUGAGAAAGGUGUUCAACACGCUAUCCUUCUGGAUUCCCGCUGCCGCCCUGAUUGGCAUCGGAUUCCUCGGCGAGGAGAACAAGAACCUGGCCAUCAUACUGAUGACUGUGUCGGUGGGCGUGAAUAGUGGAGCAACGAUUGGUAGUUCCCUGAACUCCAUCGAUCUGUCACCCAAUCACGCUGGUAUAUUGAUUGGCUUGAGCAACACGGUGGCGAAUGUUAUUCCCAUCCUCACACCACUGAUUGCCGGAGAGAUCGUGGCCGAUAAGCACAAUCGCGGGCAAUGGCAGAUCGUUUUUGGACUGGCAGCUGUCAUUUUCUUUGUGGGCAAUGUGGUUUUCAUCAUUUGGGGAACCGCCAAGGCGCAGCCCUGGGAUGCAGAUGACUACCUGAAACCGAAGGACGCGGAAUCCGCCAGCGAAAAGCAGAAAAGUUCGCCCGCAGAGAUCGCACCACCCAUCGAUCCUGUUUUAGAACAGCAAAUCAGUUGGCCGGAGAGGUACACGGCAAAAGCGAUCGAGUGAUUUGUGGCGGAAGUGGCGGCCCAGAACAAUUGAUUUUGUUAAUCAGUAUUAACCAUAAGUAGGCUGUAAUUUAUAUUUAUUCUAUUUAUAAGGCGUGACCGUAUCGCGAGGCUUAAGUAAAUUAUUUUCAAUUGAAUCGCUUUGUUCUGUUACCAAUCGCUCGUGAUUUUGGCACUCGAAUCGAGGAAGAGCCCGAUCGGCCAGCGCAAUCUAAUCUGUUAAUUUAUCUUAUAAAUGUAUAUAAGUACCAUAUUUAUUUUGGAUUGAGGCUCAUGCGACCAAUUGUCAAUGGCUGGAGCUGGAGCUGAGU
Drosophila rhopaloa is the source of this 1869-nucleotide messenger RNA. Its product is annotated as putative inorganic phosphate cotransporter. Bases 72 to 1559 code for a protein of 495 amino acids. Gene Ontology annotation, biological process: monoatomic anion transport; transmembrane transport. The transcript is spliced from 3 exons. Gene Ontology annotation, cellular component: plasma membrane. The record is from RefSeq and is a predicted model, not a curated record. Gene Ontology annotation, molecular function: transmembrane transporter activity. NCBI's taxonomy places the organism in Eukaryota, Metazoa, Arthropoda, Insecta, Diptera, Drosophilidae.